UGCGGCGCAGGGCGCUGUGUUGAUGACGUGCUCGGGGCGCGCCUGGACUUCAGGCUUCUUCUUCGCCGCCUGGGACGACCUUUGGCCCCGGCUGGUUGCUAGGCGACGGGCGAGGCCUGGACGGACCUGCGGCGACCAUGGAGCCCGACCCCAAGGCCUUCUACGUCCUGAGCAAUCUGGCCGAGGUGGUGGAGCGAAUCCUGGCCUUCCUGCCCACCAAAGCCCUCCUGCGGGCGGCUUGUGUGUGCCGGUUAUGGAGAGAGUGUUCCCGUCGGUUGCUGAGGAAUCGGCAGAGUUUCGCCUGGAUCUCUACAGCUGAAUCAUGUUCAUCCAAUAAUCACGCUCUGGUCCAGGUGUUAGAAGAGGAGCUUGAAAAAGUCCAGGUGCUGCCCCAGAUGGUGUUUUAUAUAGCAGAUGCAGAGACUUUCAGCGGCCACGAAGAGCACUGCCGUGGGCAAAAGAAAGCUCGAAGAAGAAAUAGUAAAGAAACAGCCAUCGCUUUAGAGAAGUUAUUGCCCAAACGAUGCCAAGUCCUUGGAUUGGUGACGCCUGGGACUGUAGUCACCCCAACAGGAUCUCGCAGCGGCCGGCCUCUGGAAGUUGAAGAUGGUGAAGCGGGCUUUGCGUUAUUGUUCCCCAAGAUGGAUGGAGUGAAGAUUCAGACCUUCCACUUUUUUAAAGACCCGAAGUCCAAGGUCAUUGAUGAAAACCAGUUUGCUGAAGCAGGUCUGAAGAACAACCCAGAUCUCAGAGUGGUCCUUCUGUUUGGAUACAACACCUGGAAGUCGGGAGCCACGCGGUUUCUGCACCAGAUAGUCAACCGCUUGAAUGAAAAAAGUAUCAUCUUGGCUGGGGGACACGUGGAUAGCUUUACAUCUCUGACUUCGGAGAAUAACAGUCAGCCUUCCGAAUCCUGUGGCGUUGUCGGCUUGACAUUUAGCGGACCCCAGAUCCAGAGUGCCACCGUUCUGUUAGAUCAGGAUGUAGUCGACGAGAAGACAGCGGAAGCGGCAAUGCAGCGCCUCAAGGCAGCAAGCAUCCCUGAACACAACACCAUCGGCUUCAUGUUCGCCUGUGUCGGCCGGGGAUACCAACAUUACAAAACCAAGCGGAACCUUGAAGCAGACGCCUUCCGCAAGUUUUUCCCCAGCAUUCCACUCUUCGGCUUUUUUGGACACGGGGAAAUCGGAUGCGACCGAAUUGUGACUGGGAAUUUUAUACUCCGGGAAUGUAAUAAUAACAUCAAAGAUGACCUGCUGCAUGGUUACACCACUGUGAUGACCCUCAUCCACCUGGGCUGAGCCAAAACAAACCAAGCUUAAGCCUCUCGUGGUCGGUGUGCCAGCGGAGUCACAGAGCAGCUUCCCAUUCCAGAAGCGUUUAAAAAACAAAACAAAAAAAACUAGGACAGUGUACACAGUUGCCUCCUGAGAGACAAAAGUGACCAUUGUCCUGUUGGUUUCGUGCUUUCUAGCCGGUGUAAAAAUUAGCUUAGGUGAAUGAGGGCUUCUUUUCCCACCGCAUACAAUUUUAAAAUUGCAAAUGUGUCUGUUCUGUAGUAAAAUUUUUAUUUCAUCCCCCC
This is a messenger RNA of Gekko japonicus, 1582 nucleotides long. RefSeq names its product F-box protein 22 (gene FBXO22). Gene Ontology annotation, molecular function: protein binding. The record is from RefSeq and is a predicted model, not a curated record. Gene Ontology annotation, biological process: protein polyubiquitination; regulation of skeletal muscle fiber development; positive regulation of proteasomal ubiquitin-dependent protein catabolic process. The transcript has 7 exons. Bases 138 to 1301 code for a protein of 387 amino acids. NCBI's taxonomy places the organism in Eukaryota, Metazoa, Chordata, Lepidosauria, Squamata, Gekkonidae.